Parasteatoda tepidariorum (common house spider) is the source of this 4013-nucleotide messenger RNA. NCBI's taxonomy places the organism in Eukaryota, Metazoa, Arthropoda, Arachnida, Araneae, Theridiidae. The record is from RefSeq and is a predicted model, not a curated record.
AUGGAUUCCGACCAAUUCAUUUUGCAAUAAAGUCUGACCAUGAGGAAGUAAUCAAAUUACUGCUUAACAAUGGCGCUUUUUAUGACUGCAUUAGAUUAUCUGAGAUAGAAGAAAAAGAUAUUAAAAGAAUUUUUCUGAUGAUAAAAGAACUUUUUCAUUCAGUUAUAUUCAGCAAUAUUUCAAAGGUUAUAUCACUUCUUGAUGAGGGUGCGUGCAUCAAUGCUAAGGAUUCAACAGAUAAUACGGUUUUGCAUUAUGCAGCAUGUAAAGGUUAUGCUGAAAUUUCUCAAAUUUUGGUACAAAACAACGCAAAUCCUAAUAUGUUCGGAGAGGGGAAUGCUACACCUCUUCAUUACGCGUCAGUCUUUGGCAGAAUUGAAGUAAUAAUAAUUCUAUUGAAAAAUGGUGCUAUAUAUGAUGCAAUAACAACUGAUAUGAAAACUCCUCUUGAUCUAUCAUCAAGCAAAAGUGUCAGUGAUCUAUUAAAACUAAUCGAUAGCGCUUUCAAAUCUGUGCAAAAUGCUAAUAUUGAGAUUUUAAAAACCCUGGCAAAAAUUAUGGAUUCCAAUGUGUUAAAAUCGAUUAUGUGUACAAAAAAUAAAAAAGGAAAGACUUUACUGUCUUGCGCUAUCUGCAAUGAUUUUCCUAAAAUAAAUCAUCUCAAACAACUAUUUUUCAAUUAUUCAGAAACCUACAAUCAAAUUUAUAAUCAUUUAUUUAUUAAAGAAAAUUUUAAUGAUGAUAUAAGGAUGCAAACGAAUUUGCUGCAGAAAAUUUCUGCAACUCAUGUUUCAGAUAAUCCAAAUUCAUUAGAAAACAAAGAAAACUAUGCAAUAAUAUUGUAUAAGCUGCAGAAAUAUCACGAAGCACUUGAUAUUUUUCAGGAAAUGGUUCAGAGGAAGAUGGAGCUAUUUGGACUGGGUAACAUUCGUACUCAAAAAACACGAUUUUAUAUUGGUUCCAUUCUCCAUAGAUUAGAUAGAAACGAAGAAGCAAUAGAAAUUUUAAAAGAUGUUUACUUACAACAAAGCUUUUUAAUGGGUUCAGAUCAUUUUGAGACUUUGAUUACUAUGUUUAGUGUGGCAGAAGUUUUAAAUGAACUUAAACGGUAUGAUGAAGCACUAAAUCAAAAUAGGAUUAUGUUGAGAAAAUUUCAGGAAAUGUUUGGUUCAGAAAACCCUCUAACUAUAUACGCUCAACAAUCUCAAGCAGAUAUUUUAACAAAUUUGGGCAAGUACUGCGAGGCUCUAUCUUUCUGCAAAUGUAUUUACGAAUACAAAAAAACAGAGCUAGGGCCUUCUCAUCCAGACACUUUAAUGUCACUUUUUAAAGUAAAGUCUUUGUUAUGUUAUCAAAGUUCAUCUGAUAAAGCUCUCAAUGACUUACAAGAUUUUUUAAAUAUUCAGGGAAAUGUUUUAGGUCCAAAUCAUCGAUUUACGUUAAUGGCUGAGUAUGAAUUAGCCAAACUGUCAUUCAAAUGUCAUAGAUUUAGUGAGGGUCUUAAAAUUCUUAAAAGAUAUAUUCCGAAACGAAAGGUUGUCUCAGGUGAAAAUGAUUCAAUGAUUUUAAAACUGCAACAAAAAAUAGAAAAAUGGAUGGAUGAGGUUGAUUUUUUCAAUUUACUAACAUCAUCCGAUAAAGCUCCGAAACCAAUCGUGUCACUUGUUCAAGAUAUGUAUCAAUUUGAAACUUUUGAUUCUGAAGGAACAACGUUUCUUCAUUUUGCUGCAAGGGAAGGACAUACGUCUUUAGUAAACUAUGCAUUGCCGAUUGGAUUCAAUGUUAUGGCUGUAACCAAUACAGGAAAUACUGCACUACAUGUAGCAGCGUCUAAAGGUCAUGCUGAAAUUAUCGAGUUACUUCUCAAGCAUGUAAAAAAAACUAACUUCAAACAAUUAACUGAUUUUAUAAAUGCUGGAACACGAAAUAAAAGAAAUUCUGCAUUACAUGCAGCUGCAGAUGUUGAAACUGUCAAGACUUUGCUCAAGUACGGUGCCAUCUAUAACAUACGAAACAAGGAUGGCAGAACACCAAAAGAUUGCACAACAGUAGACAGCAUUUCUGAUUUUUUUCAACUGAUUGAGGAAUUUUUCAUUGGUGCCUUGAUUGGAGACGGCAAAAUAAUAUCCAAAUUCAAGAAUCUUUGCCCAGAAGAUAAAUUAACAGUUUUAAAUGCAAGAAAUGAGUUGCACCACACAAUACUGCAAGUUGGUUUGAAUUAUGGGCACAAAAAAAUUAUUGAGAGUAUUAAACUUGAUGUCUGAGAUUGGAAAUUUCAUUUUUUAAAUACUAUAAAAGAAAUUUAAUGCUUCAAAGCUUCCCAAAUGCUAAAGUUGGUAAAUUGAAUUCUAUAUAACAAUAUACAUACUUUGUGAUACAUUAUGACUGGCUCCGAAACAAUGGGAUGGGGGAAUUUGAAUAAAUUUGAUAGUUUAACCUUAAAAUAAGUGUGUCAUGAACCGUCAUGAACCGUCAUAAACCGUUUUAAUAUAUUUGGUAAAUAUAUUUAUGUAAUGAUUCUUAUAAUGCAUGUAGCACGUUUUGCAUCUGGAUCUAUUCAUAUUUUAUAUUUUUUGUAUAAAUGGUUUGCUAAGUAGAAACUGCAACUCUAAAUUUGUAUUUUUUUUUUUUUUUGUAAAUAAUUCUAUCCAAUCUGGUAAUUUUUACGAAAGAGUUUUCCUUUUAACUGUCAAAGUGGAAUAACAAUUGGAGAAUCUAGUUGAAUAGAUGAAACGUUAUAUAUAUUUGGUAAAUAUAAUUGGCAAAUAUAUUUAUAUAAUUCGUAUAAAGUAUGUAGCAGGUUUUGCAUCCAGACCAACUCAUAUUUUACAUUUUUUGUAUAAAUGGUUAAGUAGAAAAUUCAACUCAAAAUAUGCAAUCGUUUUACUAGUUAGUAAUUCUCUCAAAUCUGGUAAUUUUUAAGAAAGAGUUUUCUUUUUAACUGUCAAAGUGGAAUAACAAUUGGAGAACCUAGUUGAACAGAUGAAGCGUUAUAUAUAUAUUUGGUAAACAUAUUUAUGUAACGAUUCUUGUAAUGCUUGUAGCACGUUUUGCAUCUGGAUUUAUUCAUAUGUUACAUUUUUUUGUAUUUUUUGGUUUGCUAAAUAGAAGCUUCAACUCAAAAUAUGUAAUACUUUUACUAGUGAAUAAUUCUAUCCAAUCUGGUAACUUUUAAGAAAUAGUUUUCUUUUUAACUGUCAAAGUGGAAUAAAAAUUGGAGAGUCUAGUUGAAUAGAUGAAGCGUUUAAGUGUAUUUUCAAAGAUGUUCAUCUGAGUAAGAAGAAAAUAUGGUGUUCGAACUAUUUUGUGAUAGAAUUAAGAGAACGUGGGCUAAUACUUCUGUGCCCUAUUUAUAUUACCACUACGUCAUUUAAAGAGAAACUAAUUCAAUCACACACACAAAACUAAUGUUUACUUAUGUUAAAAUUAAAAUUGGAAAAUAAAAAAAAUCUGUUACAAAUAGAAAACCCACAUUGAUUCAACCAGUUUUUACUAUUUCGCUUGUUCAAUUUAUAUAUUUCUGUAAAUGCUCCUAAAAAUGUCACUUACUCUCUUCUUUGACACAGUUUUUCGAUUUAAUUCAAUCAUUUCCAUUAAAUUGCAAGAAAUAUUAUUUAAUGUUGGACUGCAGUUAGCAAAAAAACCAAUUGUUUAUGGGUUAUCUAGCAAUUGGUUAACAGCAAAGUAUAUGCUUUCACCUUUAUUGCUGCAAUCAACAAUAAUACUGCCAAAUGUCACUGCUACUAAUAUACAAUUUAUCUUGAAAAGAAAAGCUUGUAAAAAAUAAUAUUUUGUAUUUAUCUUGUUUUUGGAGAAACUAGAUCAGCUAUUUCUAAAUGAUGUUCCUCGAAACCCUGAGGUUUUCAUAUAAAGGCCACAGGGGUUCCGAAAAUUAAAAUUUUUUUCACGAGUUACGAUUUUUGAAACCUGUAAUUAGAAUUAUGUCCAAUUAAUAAGUUGUUAUUUAUUUAAUGUUUGCGUACUUUGUAUGAAAUUGUUUAAUUGAAAUGUUU